Messenger RNA from Thlaspi arvense, 1098 nucleotides. The record is from the annotation of a GenBank genome assembly. Lineage: Eukaryota; Viridiplantae; Streptophyta; Magnoliopsida; Brassicales; Brassicaceae.
AUGGGUUACAUGUGUGACUUCUGUGGUGAGCAAAGAUCAAUGGUGUAUUGUCGGUCUGAUGCAGCGUCUUUGUGCCUCUCGUGUGACCGUAAUGUUCAUUCUGCUAACGCUUUAUCCAAACGUCAUUCUCGGACUUUGAUAUGUGAGCGGUGCAAUGCGCAGCCAGCGUCUGUCCGGUGCAGCGAAGAGAAGGUUUCUCUCUGUCAAAACUGCGAUUGGUCAGGCCACAACGGAGCUACUUCGCAUCAUAAAAGACAAACCAUCAACUGCUACUCUGGUUGCCCUUCGAGUGACGAGCUUGCCUCCAUAUGGUCUUUCUGUAUGGAUUUGGAUUUCUCUUCUGCUGGACAAUCUGCUUGUGAGCAAGGAAUGGGUUUGAUGACUAUAGAUGAGGACACAGGAGAAAAACCAGCCGUUGAAAAUGAUCAGCCUGGAACCAGUUCUGCUGCACAAGGUAUGGAUCGCUCUAGUGUUCCAGAAAAUUCCACAAUGGAUAAGGAGCUUGGAGUAUCCGAAGAUGACUUUUGUGGCAAUCUCAUUAUGGAUGAAGUGGACUUGACUUUUGAGAAGUACGAAGAACUCUUUGGUACAGCAUACAACUCUUCAAAAGAUCUCUUUGAACACGGUGGAAUCGGAAGUCUUUUCGAGAAACAUGAGGGUUCAAUAAACGCAAUGCAGCAGCCAGCCGUAAGCAAUGCUGCAUCUGGAGAUUCGUUCAUGAGCUGUAGAACGGAGCCAAUCAUUUGCUUCUCAUCACAGCCAUCUCAUUCGAAUAUAUCCUUCUCUGGUGUCAUUGGAGAAAGUAAUACUGGAGAUUUCCAAGAUUGUGGGGCGUCUUCGAUGAAGCAGCUCUCAAGAGAGCCACCACCAUGGUUCCCUCCAACAUCACAGGAGAUUAGCGCUUCCUCACAUGCAACAACACGUAACAACGCUGUUAUGCGUUACAAAGAGAAGAAGAAGGCUCGCAAGUUUGACAAGCGAGUGAGGUAUGUAUCGAGGAAAGAAAGGGCUGAUGUGAGACGGCGUGUGAAGGGAAGGUUCGUCAAGUCGGGUGAGGCUUAUGAUUACGACCCGCUAAGCCCAGCAAGAAGCUACUGA